Sphaeramia orbicularis (orbiculate cardinalfish) is the source of this 10282-nucleotide messenger RNA. It is a transcript of the gene kmt2ba, whose product is annotated as lysine (K)-specific methyltransferase 2Ba. Gene Ontology annotation, cellular component: histone methyltransferase complex; nucleus. Gene Ontology annotation, molecular function: DNA binding; zinc ion binding; protein binding. Gene Ontology annotation, biological process: positive regulation of DNA-templated transcription. Lineage: Eukaryota; Metazoa; Chordata; Actinopteri; Kurtiformes; Apogonidae. The record is from RefSeq and is a predicted model, not a curated record.
CCGCCAGCGCGCGCCGUCCGUGUUGUUGUAGUAAAUAAUGGCGGCAUCGGGAGGAGGAUUACCGUCUCCCGCUACUAUCGCGGGCUUGAGCACCCAAGCUCCGGCCCGGGCUCGCUUCCCGGGUCGGCCGUGCACGGCUCGCAGCAGGCUGCGGUCGGAGAAACGAAGCAGACGCGGAAGGUUGGGCUCGGACGACGGAGAGCAGGCUGCUGGAGGGCCGAGGCCCGUAAACAUCGGUUUGGCGUUGAGCGAGGAUCCGUCCCUGCUGCGCCUGCUCGGGGUUACGGAGAAGCACAGGCGGCAGAAAGAUGCGGGGUUUGACUCCAGCAACAGUGAAGAGGAUGAUGAUUUCUCUGGAUUUGGGACCACAUCACUUUCUCCACAGAAAACUCAGAAAGCUCCUGUGUCUUUACAAAGCCGAACAAAGUCUCCGCAAGUUUCAGACCAUUCUCUAUCAGCCAAACCUCUCAUUGGAAAAAUUGUACAAAAGACCCCAAAACCUGCUCUUAUUGGGAAAAUUGUACCGAGAUGCAGUAAAGAUGGCCCGAUUAUCAAAGAGACCCCAGCAAAAGAUACAGACAUACCCAAAGUGGUCAUUAAACCUCGGUGAUAAACAGGAAGCCAAAACAUGCAGAUGAGCUGGCCUCAGGUAAAGACAGCAGUACAAAAUCAGCUGAAUUUAUCAGCAAAGCAGGGGAGUCUGCACACUCAGGCAGCAUGCAAAACCAAACAGCCACUACCUCAGCUGGUGGCAUGAAGCAAAAGAAGCAGUUAGGCAUUCUGAUGGGGAAAGAAAAAGCUUCCAGGGACAAAGAGCCAGGCGAGGUGUCUGAGGAAUCUGAGACGGAGCAACCCGAGUCACAGAAGUCUGCAAGGCGAAUGAGGCGAUUUCGAGUUGGACACGCGAGACGAACAUCUGAAGCAUCUGCUCCAUCGUUCACCUCGCUUCACAAACGAAGGAGGAGGAAAAUGGGGAAGGAUAUGGGCGCCUCACCGGAGGCAGGGGCUGAAGCUGGAGCUCAGAGUGGACAGGAGGCAGCCAUGCCACUUGAAGGCAAAGCUGCAGAAUCCUUUGACAAAAAAACGGACAAAAAGCGCAGGUCUUUAUUUGGACUUAGGCGAAAGGCAAGAAAAAGUCCUUCAGGCAGUCCAAAAAUACCUCGCUCUCGUGUCACGCAUACUUUUUACACUUAUGUUCCAGACCCCAUUCCAACCAUGCAGAUUCAGGUUGACAGUAAGCAGCAGCUACAAGGUCAGGGUCCAUCCAUGACUUCAUCAGAGGGCGAGUCCAGUUCAUUUUCUGAACAAGCCCAGCAGACGUCUAACAACUCUUCCACCCCUGUAAUGAGUGCAAGGUCGUCCCGCGUCAUCAAAGUCCCUAAGAGGUUUCUGGAUGAAGAAAUGAUAGCUUUUCCAAAGGGUUCUAUAUCAACAUGGCUGAAGAGUCAGCAGAAAGAGGACAGAAAACCGAGUUACGAUGGCAACUCAUUACAGUCAGACAGUGACUCUAUGUCUGUUGUCGACAGCCAGUCUGCUCUGCCAAAGUCCCCGUUCAAGGGCAGUCCAGGCACGAGCCACCUGGAGAUCUACAAGAACCUGAAAAAACUGACCUUAAAACUGGCAGAGAAGAAGAAAGGCCAGUCUGACACUCAGGAUGAUUAUCAUGAAGACAGUCUGAGCUCUCAUGCCCGGAAGAGGCGGAGGUCCAAGCUGAUGAUGGAGGAGAUGGACUCUCCCGGCGUUGUGAGGAAACUAGCUGUGGUGAUGAACACUGAUGUGCAAGCAGCUGCCCAUAAGCCUCUGGGUGAAGAAAGGGCAAAAGCAGAGGAUGCAGACAAAAAUAAUGAAGGAGAAGUUGUUGCUGUGGACUCUAGAGAGGCACUGGAAGUCAGUGGGCCCAGCCAUCGAAUUGGCCUCAGUGGAGCUAAUAAGAGGAUGCUCCACCUGCUAAAGAAGGCCAAAGUCCAGCUUAUUAAGAUUGAUCAGCAGAAGCAGCUCAAGCUGUCACACUCACAGUUGGGCUUCAGAGAAUCACGAGUGGCAGUGAGUGGGAGAAGGCGGAGAAGAAGACCUGGCGUAUCACCCAAAGAAGUUAGCCCACAGGAGCAGCCGCUGGGUGGUCCGAGGAUCAAACAUGUCUGCCGAGCGGCGGCAGUGGCGUUGGGGCAGCCUCGUGCCAUGGUGCCAGACGAUAUUCCCAGACUGAGCGCUCUACCACUUCACGAGAGAGAGGGCAUCACCUUUUCUCCCGCAGCAGAAGAUGUCGCAGAUGAUGACGAUGACCUCUCUGAUCAGGAUAGGACUCAGUGGGCUGUUCCUCAGGAAAGCAUCCAGCGGAAGAUGAGAGGAAGGAGGAAGGGCCACAGGUUUAGAAAGAGGAAGAUACUGAGUCAGUAUUUACCUGGAGGGGUCCGGUCCCGGCGCUGUGGAAGGUGCAAAGGCUGUUUGAUAGAAGAGGACUGUGCUAAAUGUGUCAACUGCCUGGAUAAGCCCAAGUUUGGAGGGCCCAACACCAAGCGACAGUGUUGCAUAUACAAGAAGUGUGAUCGGAUUGAAAAGGCGAAGAUCGAGCGCAUCAUCAGGCCGUUGAAAUUAAAGGCGAGGCGGUUGUCAGCGUCCAUGUCAAACGCCGAUGACUCCAAUUGGGGAGUUGGCGAGGGAUCGUCAGUGACAGUGUCUGGAGACAGAAAACACUCCCUGCGUAACAUCACGCCGCGCUCGUACAGCAGCCUGCUCAAGUCUGAAUCAGAGGAAGAGGAAGAUGAGAUUAAGAGUGAAAAAUCUACAACCAAGCCAAGUACAGCUGUCCCCAGGAACCAAGACCCCGCUCCUCCAGAUGACCUGGUGUCAGACAACACUGCAACAGAACUGGCGAAGCCUCGUCGUCUGUUCACCAAAGGCAAUGGAAGCAGACCCAGGUUAUAUAAGGAACAGGAGAAAACGGGAGAGAUGGAGGCCAGAGACAGUUUACCAGAAACCAGCCCACCCAGGAGCCCCUUGCCGAAGCUGCAGAGGCAGCUACAGAUACACUUACACCGUCUGCCUGAUUUUGUCCUGCAGUCUGCUGUGUCAGUGCAGCAGUUGCCUCAGUGUCUGGAUCAGUGUACUGCACGGUCGCAUCCUAAAUUUUCCCGGCCUGUAAUACAGCCUGCUCUUUCACAUUCACCACAUCCCAUAACGCUAUCGCCUCCAGAGCCGCCCUUGCCUGUCCCACAUCCUGCUUUUCCACUGUCACCACAUCCCGUAACAAAGAAAUCCUUGCAGUUACGUUUGCACCGUUUGCCUCAGUCUGUGGUGCAGUCAGGCUCACAUUUGCACACAAGUGUGUCAUCUUCACCUGAGCCUCAUCUGCAAUCCACACAACACCCACCUGUGCUUGUGCCUCAGACUCUGACACAAAUUUCAACGCAGACAUGUUUUCAGGGACAGCAACAAUCUGAGGUUCAGGACUUGGAUGUGUUGACUGAAAACUGCAAUGUUGAAAAAUGUGUGCACAGUGACGUACAUAUGCACACUCAGCCUGAUGAUCUGGACUCAAAAUUACAAGAGGGAGCACAAGCGGAGCAGGAGGCCAAACCAGAGGAUCAACCUGAAGAGGAGGAGGACGCUUCUGUAAUCAAGACAGUUCUGACAAACAGGCCAGGAACUGACCCACACUAUGUCCUUCGUCCCCAGAAUUCUGCAGAGUGUGGAUCACUGAACACCCUGUCGGGGUUAACUAAUGGAUUUCCCCAAAAGGCCCUGCUGCAGAACAAGCACAAGAUCCGUGUGGAUUUCAAGGAGGACUGUGGCUGUGCAGAAAGUCUGGCUGAUGGGUGGUCCUCAGCGUCCUUAACAUCUGUUCCCACGACACCACAACCAGUCUGUCUGCUCUGUGCCAGUAAAGGCCACAUGAGUGUCGCUUACCUCAUCCCAUUUCCACUAGAUGCUUACUGCCAGAUCUGCUGUGAGCCUUUCCACAGCUUCUGCCUCUCGCGAGAGCGCCCCAGCAGGAGAAACAAGGAGAACUGGUGCUGCAGACGCUGCAAGUUUUGUCACGUAUGUGGUCGGAAAAGCAAAACCACAAAGCCUGUGCUGCAGUGCAGGAGAUGCCAAACCUCAUACCACCCCUCCUGCCUGGGACCAACGUACCCAAAGCCUAUGAACUGCAGCAUACCCUGGGUUUGCAUGACGUGCAUUCGCUGUAAAAGCUGUGGUGUUACUCGAGGAAAGACCUGGGAUUUGGCCUGGAACCAUGAGCAGGACCUCUGUCCGGACUGCACCGCCCACUACGAUAAAGGCAACUUCUGCACCAUCUGCCACAAAUGCUACGAUGACAGCAGCCAACACACACAGAUGAUUCAGUGUUCAAAGUGUAGCCGCUGGGUUCAUUCCAAAUGUGAAGGACUUUCAGAGGAGCAGUUCACGAUGUUCUCAAACCUCCCCGACGUCGUUUUUACCUGUUCACCCUGCAACCACAACCAAAUAGAAUACAGCAGUUUGAAGGAGGAGAUGCAGAGCAAGGUGACGGCCGGGCUGCAGGAGGUGCUCACCGACCUCCUGUCCUCCAGCACCACCCUGCACCUCAUCAUCUGUAAAGCGUGCCAGAGAACAAACGGUACAGAAUUUGUGAAGGAACGAGUCUGUGACCUGCAAGCCGUGGAGAAGAAGUUUAAAGCAGCGGGUUACACCUCUAUAAAAUCUUUCCAUGCGGAUGUUGUGUCUGUGAUGAGGAAGUGGCUGAAGGGGGAGGAGCUUCUCCCUGAGGAGCAGAGACUGACCAGUCAGGCCAAAGAGCAUUAUGUCAAAUUGAUGGAGCGGGUAUUUACUUGGUUUCCUGGACGCUAUCUAAAGAAGUGGAACUCAUUUUCUGAGGAGUUUCCCAGUGGUAUGCUCCCAGAGGCUGUCCUCCCUCCAUCUAAAGAGCACAGCUAUGCACAGUGGCUGGAAAGGAUAUACCAGCCGAGGGAGUCCAGGGGCCCACAGGCAGGGAAGCCCGACUGUUUAUCUCCAGUGAACACACACCAGUCUGGUGCAUCGCACAGCCUUCCUCUGCAUUCACGUGGUGUAAUGGCUGAUAAGGAAUCCAACAUGACUGAAGAUGUGAGACAGUGUGCUCUCUGUCAACAAUAUGGAGAUUCUCCUCCCAGUGAACAAGGACGGCUGCUCUACAUGGGACAGAACGAGUGGGCUCAUGUUAACUGCUGCCUGUGGUCUGCAGAGGUUUAUGAGGAAAACAGCGCUCUUCUGCAAGUACACAGUGCUGUCUCACGAGGGCGCCACCUGCGCUGUGAUCGCUGUGGGCAGUCGGGAGCAACCGUGGGCUGCUGUCUCGCCACCUGCCAGAGUAAUUUCCACUUCAUGUGUGCUCGUGUUCAGAACUGUGUGUUCCAGCAGGACAGGAAGGUGUACUGCUACAAGCACCGGGACCUUGUCAGCACAAAGGUGGUGUCUGGGAAAGGGUUUGAAGUACCUCGGCGGGUUUACGUAGAUUUUGAGGGGAUCAAUCUCAGAAGAAAGUUCCUCACAGGAAUCGAGCCAGAAUGUAUUAACAUGACUAUAGGUUCUCUACAGAUCCAAAAGCUGGGUGUGUUGACGGAGCUGUCAUCAAACGGGAGGACACUUUACCCUAUUGGCUAUCAAUGUUCUCGCUUGUACUGGAGCACUGUGGACCCCCGAAGGCGCUGUAAGUACACCUGUAAGGUGACAGAAGUGAGCACACCUCUCCCUGGUGAGGAACAAGAUCUGAGGUGGGAUCAAGAGGAGAACCUCACCAUCGUGCACAGUCCGAACCACCACAGAGAUAUGGAAUCUAUAGAAUGUUUGAGCUCCUCAUCCAGUCCAAUUAAAUCUAACACUCCAUCACCCAACUCCAAACUGCACAACACACCUGGAUCCAAAAGUCCUGGUUACUCACAGACCAGGAGACCAGCAGGAGGAUCAUCUAGACCUCUACCAUCUCCAGGGACCGUUCCUCCCAAAUCUCAUCACAUACUGACGCUAAGGGACCUGGAGGACACCCGUCGCACUCGAAGGCUCUCAUCAAGAAGCCGGUGUAGCUCCUCCCCCUCAGACAGCGACCCGUCUGCACCCAUGACCCUCCGAUCUGGUGGCACCGUCUCCACCCGAUGUGCCCUUUUCAGUUCCCCUCCACGAUCAUCAACCUUCGGAUCAAUCUCCCCUCCUCUGUCACGUCAAAACUCAACGUCUCCCGUCUGGGGCUCGCCAACCAGAUCCAACUCCAGUAUUUCCGGACUGUCACCGCGACAUGGGUCCAUCACUGCCUCCCCUAGAGGAAAACAGAACUUUAAAAUCACCACCCCCAUCUCUGCUGAGGUGCCACAGGAUUUCCUUGCAUCCUCUGAGGCAGAAGAUGCAGCUGUGGCCACAACUAAUGGAAUCUCACUGGCUCCUGACAAUUUGGAGGAAGAAGUGGCCCACCUGAUGGCGCAGGAGCUGCCUUACACUGUGUUUGACACAGACACAGAGGUAGCCGUGGACUCCAUGCUCAACGCUAAGCUCGAGUUUGACGAGACCCUGCUCACUGAAAACGUGGCACUUCACUGCGGAGCACAAAGCGGCAGAGUGGAGGCAGAAAGCGUGACGCACGAUUUGGAAAUGCAGGAACAUAAUCAGGAUUCUGAAGAUGAAGACUCGAGCCGUUAUUUAAAAUUUGCUCGUACCGUGGUGUGUGAUGUUGCCAGCAGCUCCGAAGCCUCAGGUUUGUCUUCGACACCAUCGAUCAUGCAGCUGGACGGAGCAGACGGCGGGUCAGAGAGUGACGGAAGCGAAACGCUGGAUGAUGACCCUGAGAAAGAUACAGAAAGCGAAGAAUCUAAAAUUCAUACCAACCACGAUACACCCACUAAGCAGCUGACGGUUGCUCUUGAGAGACUGGAAUCAAUCUGCUCUGUGUCAAACUCAGAAGUUGAACAAGGCACAAGCGACCCAGAGUAUCACAACCAGUUAGCACCAUCAUCUGUUUUUGAAUCGGGUUAUGCAAACAAUCAUAUGCCAGAUGAGGUUGUGUUGAAUUCUGAAAUGGCUCCCUCUCAAAAAGGGAUGUUUCUGGAUUCAGAGACCGGUCAUCUUGUUGUCACUGGAGGCUCAAUAAUGUACCCGAAUAACAAUAUGGACAGAGACGACAGCAGCACAUCCAGCGAAUCCGCUGAAGGAUUUAAAGAUGAUCUGAAUGAUCCAGACUACUCUCCAGAGACAAAAGCCAAAAAAUCUCCUUUAGGCCAGGUGAAAGUCAUUGUGAAGUCGAAAAACUCCACAUCAAACCUCAAACGCUUGCCACCGAAACCGAUCAUUCCACAGCAGCAUAAACUCAAGCUGAUUUUGCCUUCGCGUCCUGCACAGACUGUGAAUAAUGCAUCGGUUUCUCCUAGUGCAGCCACUUUUUCUGCAGUUCCUCGCACAGUCACCUCACCUAUUGUUAUCAACGGCUUGAACGCUUUACCGAUUCAGCCCGGCGCCACACGGGGAAGGACAAUCGCCAUCCGUUUGGACAACCCAAAGCCAGGAAGUCAGCAAGAGGUUCAGAAUCAGGCUGCGGCUAUGAACUCGAACCAGCCGCCCUCUCCUCAGGUUCUACUAGUCAACCGUCAAGGUCAGAUUCUCAUCAAAGACCCGCGAACGAACACUUAUCAGUCACUUAAUACCAAUUCUCCUGCGUACAAUAAAAUAAGCCAGAUUGCCAAGAUUCUUCACGGUGGAAAUGCUUUGCAGCGCUCCGCCCCUCGUGUGAUAAUAAGGUCUCAGCCCAGCGCCACAGCCACAAACGCCUCUGCGACGGUCAACCACACAACACCAUCUGAAGGAAAAAUCAUCGUGAGGGUGGUGCCUGUAAAAACCAGCGGGACUCCCACUCCUAGACCUCCAAUCAUCGACCCACCCCCUCCCGAACCCAGCUUCUCCAAAAUCGAGGAAAGCACGGCCCAAGCCAUCAUCGACCGAGCCAUGGCCACUCACCGCGAUGUGCCAAAGACGACACCCAUCAUCCUCGGCAACGCCCGACAGCAAAAGAGAAAACCCCGGAGGGAGUCCCAGCUUGCAGAGAGUCCACAGGAGUCGCCAACUGCUCUCUCCAGGUCUCCUAGUUCUGUCCUCGACGAACCGGACUCCAGUCCUGCUGCUUCAUCACGAUCCCAAGUCCGAGUUAAGAGAGUGUCGUCCGUGACUGAGCGGCCAUCCAGGAAGAAAUCCAAGAUGGACUUUCUGAAGGAUCUUUCCAGCGAGGUGGAUGAAGAAAGUGAUACCAGCAGACCGAGCGGCGUGAGAAUGAAAGCUCCAUCUCUGAAGGAUAUCCUUGAUCUGGACCAGGAGAAUAUAUCUGGUCCUGAGCAGCUGGGGAGGAUUACAGCCCCACCACCGCCUACACCCAGCAGACAUUAUCAGGAUGAAGGUCCACAAUCAUGCAGUCAAAACACCGUGGACGUUCAGGGUCAAACACACAAAUGGAUCAGCGCUCGGCAUGGAGACCUCUCUGAAUGGGGCCCUUAUUCAGGAUUCAGCUCAGAGGACGAUGCUCCUGCACCUAAACACAGAAGGAGGACAUACAUGAACCAGCCUCACCUGCGCUUUGAAAUCACCAGCGACGACGGCUUCAGUGUCAAAGCGAACAGUAUAGAAGUUGCGUGGCGUGCAGUGAUCGAUGGCGUCCUCGAAGCGCGGGCAGGGUUCCACCUGAAGCAGCUGCCGCUGGGUGGGAUGAGCGGCCCACGGGUGCUCGGUAUCGUCCAUGAUGCUGUCAUCUUCCUGCUGGAGCAGCUGCAGGGAGCUGCCAGCUGCAAACACCACCGCUUCCGCUUCCACCGCUGUGAUAACAUCGAGGAGGAGCUUCCUCUCAACCCCAGUGGCUGUGCUCGUGCUGAAGUUUACACACGGAAAGCAACUUUUGAUAUGUUUAACUUCCUGGCAUCACAGCACAGAGAGCUCCCAGACAUAGUAGGUCCAUUUGAUGAAGAGGAUGAUGAAUUUCCACUGAAAUCAUCCAGACGAGCCACCAGCAGUGAGCUUCCCAUGGCAAUGAGGUUCAGACACCUGGAGAAAAUCUCCAAAGAGGCGGUUGGAGUUUACAGAUCUGCGAUUCAUGGCCGAGGCCUUUUCUGCAAAAGGAACAUCGAGGCUGGGGAGAUGGUGAUUGAAUAUGCCGGCACCGUCAUCCGCUCCGUCCUCACAGAUAAACGGGAGAAAUAUUAUGACGGCAAGGGCAUCGGCUGUUACAUGUUCCGCAUCGACGAUUUCGACGUGGUGGACGCAACGAUGCAAGGCAACGCGGCCCGUUUCAUCAACCACUCGUGCGAGCCCAACUGCUACUCGCGCGUCAUCAAUGUGGACGGCCGCAAACACAUCGUCAUUUUCGCCCUGAGGAAGAUCUACCGCGGGGAGGAGCUGACGUACGACUACAAGUUCCCCAUCGAGGACGAGAGCAACAAGCUGCACUGCAACUGCGGCGCCAGACGCUGCCGACGCUUCUUGAACUAGUACAAACCACACACACACGCACCAGUAAGAACAGCCACCUGACAUCAGGACGCAAAGGAUGAAAGCGAAUGUCGCAACGUAGCCAUAAAAGCGAAGCCGCUGAUGCACAUAGACCAGAUCUACUGAACGUCUUCACUUUGUUGAAAUCUUAAUUUAUUGAGCAGUGGAGGCGGAGGGCAAGGGCAGGCUGUGUUUGUUCAUUUCUGUCCUGGCGUUUCUCUGAACUGCUGUUAACAGUCACAGAAACCUGUUAGAGCCAUAACUGUAAAACAUUUGGAUGAAGACUAUUUAUUUAGUUUCUGCUGGAUCGAGAAGGUAGUUGAAUGAAUGGAAGCCGCAGUAUCUUUUGACUUCAUCUACUCUUUAACCAUCCUUAAAAAAAGAAAAAAAAAAAAAAAACUCACUUUAUUUCAGUUUUACAUUAAUAAAUUAUCCUCUGCCGGAGGAUAGGUGACACCACUGCUGGGGGGGCCGACGUUAACAGUGCAGUUUACUGUCAGAUCGCUCUGUGUGACGAAGGAUUCACUAUUGUCUUAAGGACAAACAGUCUUCGUGAAUACAAAGUCACAAAGAAGGACGAGGAGAAUUUAUUUCGCACCUUACAGACUGUAAUCUCCUCUGCCAACACCGGCGUACACAACACACAGAGCGAGUUUUAUCACAGAACAAAAACACACACUUGACUCCAAACACCUCACUGUAGUGCAGCUACAUUUUAACUUCACUCUGGAAACCACGAGUGUCACGAGCAGGGAUUCUGAUAUUAACCUGUUCUUUUAUGAAGGUGCUGGUGACAUACCCCCACCCCUCCCCC